AUGAAUUUUUCGGUGUUGUGCGUUUUAGGAGGAAGGCCUGAAAAAGGAAAAACCAUAUCUCCAAUUUCAGACAGCGAGAAGCUCUCCCUCUCUAGUCUCUACAGUCGCCGUCGCUCUCCCUUCUCUCUAGACCGCCAUCGUUCCUCUCUCUCCUCUCCACCCAGCUGGCCGUCGUCCCUCUCUCGCCUCUCCAACCAGUCGACCACCGGCGUUCCUCUCCACCCAGCAGACCACCGUCAUUUCAAGUCGCCGCCUCGUCCUCUUCUUUCGCCAAUGAAGCAGACAGCUUUGGAGAAUCAGGGGGUCGUCGUCAUCGCCUCGUUCUCGCCUCCUCGUCCUCGCCGCCGGUCUCCAAAAGAAGUUCCCUCCGUUGAAGGUACUGCUUCUUUCUCCUUCGAGCUUCGAUAUGUCUAG
This is a messenger RNA of Linum trigynum, 414 nucleotides long. The record is from the annotation of a GenBank genome assembly. NCBI's taxonomy places the organism in Eukaryota, Viridiplantae, Streptophyta, Magnoliopsida, Malpighiales, Linaceae.